Molecule: messenger RNA, 1829 nt
Organism: Eucalyptus grandis
Lineage: Eukaryota; Viridiplantae; Streptophyta; Magnoliopsida; Myrtales; Myrtaceae
Product: probable amino acid permease 7
Exons: 8
Coding region: 384-1766 (460 amino acids)
Cellular component (GO): plasma membrane
Source: RefSeq, a predicted model, not a curated record
UGCUCGAUGAACGCCAUAUGUACGGUGUGGAGGGAGAUCUUUUCUUUUAGAGGAGGAGAUUUUUAUUUCGAAAGUAGGCAGAUCUUGUCCUGAUCCCUAGAGAAGCGAUUAAAAAGUAAGGUGAGGCAGGGAGAGAGGAGAGAUUUUGUUAGGCCUUGAGAAAACUCCUUACUGCUGUCUGAAAUGGUGAUUGCGUGGAAAACUCCAGGACCACUUCUUUGUUGAUUUCAUGUCAUUAUCGGAUAAAUGUCGCCAGCACAAUCAAGGCCAAAUUCUAUUUACCGUGAGAAUGACGGAAAUGACUCUUGCCGUCCUGAGAAGCAUUCAUCAAUUGUAAUUGGUUAAGGAAAUCACCGACUUUGAAUCUUCUGCACUGCAUAAGAAUGGCAGUUCAUCACUCCUUUGAGGGUGGUACCUUGGAUGAUGACGGGCGUCUGCGGAGAACCGGAACCUUAUGGAGUUGCAUUGCUCAUAUCAUCACUGCGGUCAUUGGAUCUGGAGUCCUGUCUCUAGCUUGGAGUACGGCACAGCUGGGGUGGAUAGCUGGGCCGGUGUCCUUGCUUUGUUUCGCAAUAAUCACCUACGUUUCCGCUUUCCUUCUGUCCGAUUGUUACCGGUCUCCUGAUCCCGUAAAAGGAAUGCGGAAUUAUUCUUACAUGGAUGCGGUUAGAGUAUUUCUUGGUACAAAAAGGAUGUGGGUAUGUGGUUUGCUUCAGUAUCUGAGCAUGUAUGGCACGGACGUAGCCUAUGUUAUAACUACUGCAACCAGCAUGAGGGCUAUUGGGAAAUCGAAUUGCUAUCACAGAGAAGGGCACAGUGCUCGGUGCCACUAUGGUAGUAGCUUCUACAUGCUGCUAUUCGGGAUUAUACAGAUUGUAAUGUCGCAGAUACCAGACAUCCACAAUAUGGAAUGGCUUUCAGUUGUCGCUGCAAUCAUGUCCUUCUCUUACUCUUCCAUUGGACUAGGACUCGGCUUCGCAAAAGUCAUAGAAAAUGGAAGAAUUGCGGGAGGGAUUGCAGGAGUUCCGGCUGCUAAAGUCGAGAAAAAGAUAUGGAAUGCUUUCGAGGCGCUUGGAGAUAUCGCUUUUGCAUAUCCAUACUCUCUCAUUCUUCUUGAGAUACAGGACACUCUAAAGUCCCCUCCACCUGAAAACCGAACGAUGAAGAGGGCCUCCAUGGUCGCAAUCUUCAUAACCACUUUCUUUUACUUCUGCUGCGGAUGCUUUGGAUAUGCAGCCUUUGGGGACAACACACCAGGGAAUCUCCUGACAGGAAUAGUUAACGGGGAGGGAUUCUUUGAGCCCUUCUGGCUAGUCGACUUUGCGAAUGUGUGCAUUAUUGUCCAUUUGGUUGGAGGAUACCAGAUGUACAGUCAGCCCAUAUUUGCAGCAGCAGAGAGAUGGCUCAUCAGCACAUACCCAAAUAGCAGGUUUGCGAACAAAUCCUACACACUCAGGCUUCCUUUGGUGCCGGCUUUCCGGAUGAAUCUUUUCAGGCUGUGCUUCCGCACGGUGUUUGUCAUGUCCACUACUGGAAUCGCCUUGUUCUUCCCUUAUUUCAACUCGGUUCUAGGACUGUUGGGUGCAAUGAACUUCUGGCCCUUGGCGAUAUAUUUCCCCGUGGAGAUGUACUUUGUACAAAAGAAGAUCGGUGCUUGGACAAGAAAAUGGAUCAUCCUUAGAAUAUUUAGCCUUUUCUGCUUAAUUCUGACAAUUCUGGGCUUCAUCGGCUCAUUUGAGGCACUUAUUAGUGCCAAACUAAGCUGAAAAACUGUAGUUUUCCUUCCCUAAAAAUACAAAAGUGAAAAUCAGAUUAUUAGUUCCUUGUUU